Molecule: messenger RNA, 2187 nt
Organism: Fusarium poae
Lineage: Eukaryota; Fungi; Ascomycota; Sordariomycetes; Hypocreales; Nectriaceae
Gene: NDC80
Product: kinetochore-associated Ndc80 complex subunit ndc80
Exons: 3
Coding region: 1-2187 (728 amino acids)
Biological process (GO): attachment of mitotic spindle microtubules to kinetochore
Cellular component (GO): Ndc80 complex
Source: RefSeq, a predicted model, not a curated record
AUGUCCCAAGAUACGGGCCUUUGGAGCGUCCGUAGACCCAGAGAGACCCUUGGAGGUAUUAGUGUAAACAGCGCCAUUCCUCAGCCCGGUUCGACUAUGAAGCGAUCCAGCUCGAAUAUUGGCGGCUAUCCGGGCAGCCAUGUGCGCUCCAUAUCGGGAUCUAGGCAUUCCCUUGCUAUGCCGCGCCCUAGCCAGCCCAUGUUCCAACGAUCAUCCUCAGGAACAAACCUUGUAGACCUCGGUCUUUCCUCCGUAAAACGUUCCUCGUUUGCGCCGAAGUCGACAUUUACUCCCGGAACUGCAACCAAGCGAGUUUCCACUGGUGACGACCGAAGAAGCAGUGUAUAUCGACCCCGACAGUCUACUGUGCCUGCGGCUAGUCACCACCACCAGAGCUUCUUUCAAACCACCCCUGCGCCCGCUGGUGUUCCCCGCGAUCCUCGACCUUUGAAAGACCGCUCUUUCCAGGCCCGGAUUGGACAGGAGAUUAUGGAAUACAUGGUUCAACAUAACUUUGAGAUGGAAAUGAAGCACGUUCUUUCACAAAACGUCCUAAAAUCGCCGACACAAAAGGACUUUAACUAUAUGUUUCAGUGGCUUUAUCACCGCAUCGAUCCCAGUCACAAGUUUCAAAAGAAUAUCGACCAGGAGGUUCCUCCUUUGUUGAAACAGAUGCGAUAUCCAUUCGAGAGGAGUAUUACAAAGAGUCAGAUUGCUGCUGUGGGAGGACAGAACUGGAGUACAUUUCUUGGUCUGCUUCACUGGAUGAUGCAACUUGCUCAAAUGCUCGACGGUUACGUGAACUGCCAGUAUGACGAAGCUUGUAUGGAAGCUGGUAUUGAUGUCAGUGGUGACCGCAUUAUCUUCGACUUUCUCAGCAAUGGAUACCGAGACUGGCUAGCUAUGGAUGAAGACCUAGGCGAUGAAGAAGCUGAACGUGUUUUGGCGCCCCAUGUUCAAUCCAUGGCAGCUGCUUUUGAGCGAUCAAACUCCAAAUACACAUCCGAACUCGACACGCUUGAGGCAGAAAAUGCACGACUUCUCAAAGAAAUCGAAGAUCUAGAAAAGUCGACACCAGAUCCCGCAGUUCUUGAUCACCACUUCAAGAUUAUGGAAGAGGACAAGGUCAAGUUCGAGGAGUACAAUGCGCUGGCAAUGCAACGGUCCGAGAAGUACGAGAGUCGGUCUCAGGUUCUACAAGAAGAGCUCGAUAAACUUUUGGAAGAACUCCAAGAAGCCGACGAGGAGCGACGGAGCUUGCAAAAGGCGGUUGAUGCUCAAGGCAUCAGCAUGCAGGAUAUUGACCGCAUGACUGCUGAGCGGGAGCGGUUGCAAAGGGGCAUCGAGUCUGCGAGCCAGCGACUGGAAGAAGUGAAGAAGAAGGUAUCGGAGCGAGAAGUAGAGGCGAGUCGAAAACUGGACGAGUUGGAACAGAUGGUUGAUCGAUACAACACAAUGGCGUAUCAGAUCGCAUUGAUCCCCUCGACAGCAGCCAAUGCUAAGGGCAGAGAGUUUGAACUCCAAGUUAUAGUGGCAGACGACUCCGACUUUACUUCUUCUAUUAUGAAAGGCUCGCUAGGGCCAUCGUCAGCGGAUCGUCUUGUAGCUGAUUCUACCACCGGACAUCAGGCAGGCCACAUUCUCAAUUUGGACCUUCGGGGUAAAAUUCGCAACAGCUUCAUUUCGCUUCGAAAGGAAAUUUCCGAUCGACGAGCUACAGCAAUGGAUGAGAUGAUCAAGGACCACGACCUAUUGGAUGGCAUCAAAGAAGCCAUUGAAGAUAGGCGUGGCGAGGUCGAGGCUCUCAACCAUCGUGUCCGUGCAGCUGAAGAAGAGUACGAAAAGACAAAGGAGGUUACGACAGCGCAGAAGUUAGCCUCUGAUGCACACAUCGAGAAGAUGGAGAAGGAGCUAUCUCGCAUGCGAGCCGGUUUAUCCGAGAAUGUUCAAAUCCUGGAACAGCGCGAAAUCAACACAACAAUUGAGUAUGAACAGCUUGUGCUACAAGCCAAUGCUCUUCGAGAGGAACUUCAUACGGAGAUUGACCGAAUGCUCAACGACGUGAUCAAGUUCAAGAUCCAUGUCCAAAAGAGCCUUGACGAUUACGAAGGUUUCGUGACAGAAGAACUCGAAAAGGAGCUCGGUAGCGACGAGAUGCAGGAAGACACUCGACAAAUGGAUAUGUGA